Molecule: messenger RNA, 2354 nt
Organism: Bufo bufo (common toad)
Lineage: Eukaryota; Metazoa; Chordata; Amphibia; Anura; Bufonidae
Gene: ADARB2
Product: adenosine deaminase RNA specific B2 (inactive)
Exons: 11
Coding region: 86-2212 (708 amino acids)
Biological process (GO): adenosine to inosine editing; RNA processing
Cellular component (GO): nucleolus; cytoplasm
Molecular function (GO): tRNA-specific adenosine deaminase activity; double-stranded RNA adenosine deaminase activity; double-stranded RNA binding
Source: RefSeq, a predicted model, not a curated record
CAACCCACUGGAAUUAAGAACAACACGACUGCUGGGAGGAUACAGAAAUGAAAAUGGGAGUUGUACGCAAAAGGAAAAAAUUAGCAUGCUGUCCACCUUCAUCGUACCAUUUAAGUUUAUCAACCCUGGGGCAAGCAGCAUGGAUGAUGAAGACAAUUUAAGUACCAGCAGUGCAGAGGUAAAGGAAAACCGAAAUGUUAGGAACCGAGAGGACCUGGCCUUAUCUACUGACAGACCGAAGGUUGGACCAACCAGUCUCAAACGAAAGAGGCCAUUGGAGGAAGGUAAUGGUGGGCAUUUCUGCAAACUACAGAUAAUACUAAAGAAACUAUCAUGGUCAGUGACACCAAAAAAUGCUCUUGUUCAGCUUCAUGAAUUAAAACCUGAUCUGCAAUACAGAAUAGUUUCACAGACUGGCCCGGUACACGCCCCGGAGUUUUCUGUAGCAGUGGAAGUAAAUGGACUCACUUUUGAGGGCAGUGGACCUACAAAAAAGAAAGCAAAAAUGAGGGCAGCUGAGUUGGCUUUAAAAUCAUUUGUUCAGUUUCCAAAUGCUUGCCAAGCACAUUUUGCAAUGGGAAACUGCAUCAGCCCAUCAACUGACUUCACAUCUGACCAGGCAGACUUCCCAGAUACUCUGUUCAAAGAGUUUGAACCAUCUACACACAGCGAGCACUUCCCAGGCUAUAGCCCAGUUAAUAAUGAAUUGCUUUCCAGUGCAUAUGUAUCUCGACAUGGGAGAUUACUCUGUCACACGUUGGAUUUAAUGGGCCAUACCAAACAAAGCAAGCACAAGAUGGCAUCCGCAGCUGAGAGUGAGAAGAACCCAGUGGUGAUGUUAAAUGAGCUGAGACCUGGGCUGAGGUAUGUCUGCCUUUCAGAAACUGUGGAGAAGCAGCAUAUAAAAUGUUUUGUGAUGGCAAUGAGAGUGGAUGGGAGGACAUUUGAAGGUUCAGGACGGAGCAAGAAGUUGGCCAAAGCCCAAGCUGCGCAAGCUGCACUACAGGCACUCUUCAAUAUUCAGCUGACCAGCCACAUACCCAACAGGAGUAAAUGUAACCACUUAUCACAGGAAUUUGCAGACUCCAUAUAUCAGCUGGUAAUACAAAAAUUCCAGGACCUCACAGAAAACUCCUCAGUAUGCACACGUCACAAAGCCCUAGCAGCCAUUGUCAUGACCAAAGGUUUAGACCUGAGGCAGGCACAGGUCAUUGCCCUGUCUUCUGGCACCAAAUGCAUCAAUGGAGAAUAUCUUAAUGACCAAGGGCUGGUGGUCAAUGACUGCCAUGCGGAGGUUGUUGUGCGAAGAGCUUUCAUCCAUUUCCUUUAUACUCAGCUGGAGCUACAUUUAAGCAAGCACAGAAGUGACUGGGAGAGAUCUGUUUUCAUCCGGUUAAAAGAAGGAGGCUUCCGACUGAAGGACAGCGUCUUAUUCCAUCUGUAUGUUAGCACAUCGCCAUGUGGAGAUGCUCGGAUCAACUCUCCCUAUGAGAUAACAUCUGAUUUGAACAAGUGCAAGCACAUAGUGAGGAAAUUUCGAGGUCAUCUUCGUACAAAGAUAGAGUCUGGAGAAGGAACGAUUCCAGUGAGGACUCGGCCUGCAGUACAGACAUGGGACGGUGUAUUAUCGGGAGAGCAGCUAGUCACAAUGUCUUGUACAGACAAACUGACCAGAUGGAAUAUCCUGGGGUUACAGGGUGCUCUUCUUAGUCACUUCAUCGAGCCUGUUUACGUGCACAGCAUUAUCGUCGGCAGCCUACACCACACAGGCCACCUGUCCAGGGUAAUGCGCCACAGAAUAGAAGAGAUUGGUAAAUUGCCAGCACCGUAUCGGCAUAAUCAUCCUCUCCUUAGCGGUAUAAGCAAUGCUCAAGCUCGUCAACCAGGAAAAUCGCUAGAUUUUAGCAUGAACUGGAUUAUGGGAAGUUCAGAUCUGGAAGUUAUUAAUGCAACAACAGGGAAAAGAAGCUGUGGAAGUUCAUCCAGACUCUGCAAGCACUUACUAUAUGUUCGGUGGUCGAGGCUUUAUGGAAAGCUGAGCUCACGAUCUCCGAGUCAAGAAGAAAUGCCUUCAGUGUACUGUGAAGCCAAGAUGGUAAAUACAACUUACCAAUGUGUGAAGCAACAGCUUUUUAAAGCCAUUCAGAAAUCAGGCCUUGGCACAUGGGUGAAGAAGCCUCCUGAGCAAGAUCGAUUUUUACUAACUCUGUAAAUUCGGGAUAGAACUUUAUCAUUUUACCAUGAUUCUUCUGGAAUAAUACAAAUUGGCAGAAUUUUUAUGCCUCUUGUGCAAACUUUGUUAACAAUAUACAUAAUUAGAUUAUUUUUGUAAUGCAGUUAAUACAUAAUAUCAA